Cyclocybe aegerita is the source of this 1620-nucleotide messenger RNA. The record is from the annotation of a GenBank genome assembly. Lineage: Eukaryota; Fungi; Basidiomycota; Agaricomycetes; Agaricales; Hemipholiotaceae.
AUGCAGGUCACCAUCACCGUCCUCCCAGUCUCCCUCUCCCUCGUCCACAUCCCCCGCUCCCGCCUCACAAACCUCUCCCACCCCGUCCUCCGCCAGAUCCUCCACCCCUCCCCCGCAUUCCUCAACAUCACCUGCAAUGAGAUCGAGCUCUCCAUCUUCGCAGAGCACCACAUGCUCGCAGACUUCGACCCAAUAGCACGCAAGGACAGGCAGCGCCAGAGGUCAAGGUCGGGCUCAGCAAACAGCAGGAAGUCCGUCUCUCGCAGCACAUCCGACUACGAGCCCGUCGAGAUCUCCUACGAGAAAUGGAGCGUCUUCCAGAUCGACUCGCACAGCGAUCAGACAGGGAACUCGGGAACCCGCGUCCAUGACCUCUCUGCCCCACUCGCCGCGGCAGGAAUCUCUAUCCUCUAUCAGUCCUCGUAUACCAGUGACUUCAUUUUCGUAAAAGAGUCCCGCCUCCAAGAAGCCAUGAAUCUUUUUGCCUCCGCUGGUUUCAAUCUAUAUACGUCUGAUGCCAACCCCCAAAACUCUCCGUCCCUCUCCCCCGUCAGCGACGACCGAGCAUCCCUCGACUUACCCCCAUCAUCGGGUGCCGUUCUUACCCGCGACCUCAGCGGCCUCAACCUCUCCAAAAAGCUCAGCGACUCCUCCGACCCACCGACCACAGGCCAACAGUCGCCUCGCGUUAAAUCACACUCACCAACGUCAGGCGAAGUCCGCGUGCUUAAACCAGAUCUAGCCUGCGUUGGCUUGUCAGAUGAAAUAGGCGUCGACCAUUGGGGUCUCAAAAUCGUCAAGCUUGUCGCUUUUCCUGACCUGAUCCCACCCUCCCCCCGCGUCACAUCCGACUCCUCCUACCUUGAUCCAUCGCCAGUUGUUGACCUCACUGCCUCUUCCCUCUUCCUAUCGCACAGAAGCGCAAGCGACGACACGAGCUCAUGUUCUUCCUCCAGUGACGAUGACGGCUACUUUUCUCACUCUCCCCAAAAUGUAUCAACAACUUCACUCACCACCAGCACUUCGCGCUCGUAUUCUGACCUCCAAAGCCUUGCGUCCAAACCUCCCUUGUACAACCCGCCCUCAAAACACUUUGUCUCAACCAUCAGCCCGCUUUCACCUAUCACACCGAAGCAAGAAGCACGCAUUCCUUCUCCAUCUUUCUCUAUUCACUCUCACACCCACUCAACGCGUGCCCAAUACAAUUCGCCCAGAUCGGAACAUCGGGUCCCUUUCUUCAGUUUCACGAGGACGCCCGAGGGGUCCUCGUUGACUGCUGAUGUCCAUGUUCUGGCCACUCUUUUCCCUCCCCACGAGCGCCACAUGGUCAUCUGCGGCGGCGAACUCGACGCGGCUGACUACCGCCUCGAGGAGGGACUGGAAUCUUCCGACGAGGAGGACGAAGCCGAGGACGUUAGCCCUCGAGGCAGCUCGCUCAAGUGUUUGCAAAUCGACCUUCGGCGCUUCGGACUUGAUAAACACGGCCUCGUCAACCGCUUUUCGCGGGUCUUGGAGGAGAAUGGGAUUAAUCAUAUGUAUAGCUCGACGUUCAAGACGGCUAACUUAUUGGUUGAUAAACGGGAUGCGACUCGCGCAAAGAGUUUACUUCGCGCAUGCUAA